AUGCAUCCCUUACACCAUGCCGCCACGAUGCAGUACGGACAGCCACAGCCGCAGCGGCAGACCUAUAUCCACUCUGUGGGAUACCAGACAUUGAAUGGCCAGGCCUAUGCGGCGCCACAAGCGUCGCAAGCCCAAGCACCCCAGGUUCAGGGACAGGCUCAAUUUACCUUCUAUGCAGCCAAUGGUGUUGCAGCACCUGCAUUUGGUGCAGGCUCAGCUGCACAUAUCCUGCCUCCUUCCGGGCCUCCGGGCAGGUUGAUGCAGAUGCCCAUGAUGGCAACUCCACAUCCCCUACCCCCUGAGCACAGCAUCACCUUGGCAUCGAACAUCGCGGCGCCCCAUCCUGCGGGACCCCCGGACCCGGCCGAGGACGCCGAGUCCUCCAGUGAGUAUGAGUCUGACUCGGACGCUGAGCCCGGCCAAUCAGCUCAGCCGCCACAGACCAGUGGCUCGCAAGGUGUUGCACAGACUACAGAUGAGAGUCAUUGUUCAGGUGGAACGGACUUUGCCCCCUCACCGGAAAAUGCAGGCGCAGGCGAAGUCAGUGUCUCUGAGCAAGAACUGGCGCCUGCGAGUGUGGUGGGCCCGCCCUCGAUGACCAUCACCAGUGCGCCGUCACUGCACUCGGAUGCAGAGCUGACCAAGGAGUCCUUCAAUGUCAACUACCAGACACACGAUGUGCGCGAAUUGAAGAAGGAGGAGGACCAAAACUACCAGACCAAGAUCGACCCAAAGAUCAAUGAGGCCCUCAUCUUGCCCACGCGGUCGAGGAAGGUAGUGGCCACUGAUGAGCACUUGGAUCAGCUGCUCUUCCCUCGAGGCUAUCACGUGGACAGGGAGCUCCCCCCUAAGCGGAAGGGGCUCCCAGCGGGCGCCCUGGGGAAAGGUGCUUUUGGUGUUGUUUACAAAGGGCGCAAGCGCGAUGGGAAGGAUGUGGCUCUGAAGGUCUCAGAGAAUGCUUCAGCGACACAACCGAUGCUGGAGCAGGAGAUCAACAUCCUCAAGAUGUUGGAUCAUCCGAGCAUCGUUCAAUUCUAUGAUGCCUUUGUCGACAAGGACAGCGACUGGAUGAUCAUUGCUAUGGAGCUGGUCACAGGAGGUGAUCUCUUGAGCUCCCUCACUGGGGAACCUCACGUCUAUGAGGAAGGCUUGGUUCGCCCAAUGGUUUUCCACAUCUCUUGCGCCUUGGCCCAUGCGCAUGAGAUGGGGGUGGUGCACCGGGAUUUGAAGCCGGAAAACAUCCUUUUGCGCCAAGGAGACCGAUUUCCCAAGGUGGCUGACUUCGGUUUAUCCCGAUCUUUGAGGGCAUCGGAGGUUGCCAUGACGGUGGCCGGCACUCCAACGUACAUGGCGCCUGAAAUCCAGGAUCCACGUCUUCCAUAUGACUUUCCUGCAGAUGUCUACUCAUUGGGGUGUAUCCUCACUGACAUGAUGGACAAGGAGUUCUGUUGCAGCUGGUAUGCUAAGGCGAUGCCGGGGAACCACGAGAAGAUGCGAAAGCGUUGGCCCGACGGAUCCACGCCGCAUCGCUUCAGCCGAGAACUGAAAGAAUUGCAAGGCCGAAUGCUUGGUCAAGCACCGGGGCUCCGGGCGAGCUGUUUCCAGAUCUGCAAAGACCUGCUCUGCCUGGCAGAUGAACAGGUCUUGCCCAAUGUGUUGUGGCAGGAGCGGCCAAAGUUGCCGUCGGGGCCACCACAACAGAAGAUGCUUAGCCCAGAGAUGGCUGCAGACAUUGCAGGUCGUCGUGGCUAUGGUGUAGGGGUCCGGGUGUUGGUCUUGGUGAACGGCCAGUGGCUCCAUGGCAAGGUGGAGCGGGUCUCUUCGACUGUAUGUCCAGGCGCUGUGCAGGUGCAUUUCAAGUGCGACGGUGAGGAACAGGCAACACUUAUCUGCCCAUGGCAGUUCCAAGAGAUGUUGAGACCUGCGCCAGCUGCGGUGGUGCCAGAUGGAAGAAUAGGCACCAUGGUCUUUCCAGAGGCGGAUGAAAGUGGCAAGUCCAGGAAGAAAGAGGCGGCAUCGGGAAGCCCAAGCAAGAGGUCCGGCGGCCUCAAAGAGGCACCGCUGGCCAAGAUGAAAUGCCAGCCAACCAACUGCCGACAACAGUGA
Messenger RNA from Durusdinium trenchii, 2106 nucleotides. The record is from the annotation of a GenBank genome assembly. NCBI's taxonomy places the organism in Eukaryota, Dinophyceae, Suessiales, Symbiodiniaceae.